AAAAUAUUAUUUUUUUAGGAUUCCUCCUUAUUCCUAACAUGUUCUGAAACAUGGUUCUCAAAACUGGAAUAGAAUGGAGAAAUGGAAUGUUCCUCUGUUCAAUGACUUCCAGUUGAGUUGUCACAAACCAUGAUCUUCCUCAGUGACCUCAUCUAUGUGUAAAACAUUCUGGAAUUGGUUCAUUCUAUCCUACUUUGAGCCUGUCAUAUUCCUUCAAAGGCAGUAAUCUGAGGCCUUAGAGAUCAUGGGAAGUGUUUCGAUAAAUGACAUCUCUAACACGGAGACUUGUUCUUCAACAGAUGGAGUUCGGCAUAAAAACAAUGGAGCUCAGCAGCAUGCCAGCGAGUCAUCGGACGAGGGCGAGAAGCGGGGUCAGGGCCGCGUGGAGGAGCAGAUCAACAACGAGCACCUCCGUCGCAUUGAGGCCAUGUUCCAUGAGGCCGACACGGACGGAGGAGGAGGUCUGGAUAUGGAGGAAUUCCGAGAGGCAAUGAAGAAGAUCAUGGGUAAAGUUGAGGAUGAAGACGUGGACAUCAUCUUCAUGAAAGUGGACACAAACUGUGAUGGCAGUGUAGAUUGGGAUGAGUACCUGAACUACAUGUUGCUGGAGUACCGAGAGAAAGACUCCCUACAGAAGCAGAACAGACCCCUCUACUUCCCCAAGCCUCUGAAGGUGGUCCCUGUAGCCCAUUGUGAGCCCAUUGUGCGGAUCCAGUUUCAUCCGUUUCAGUCCCUGCAGGCCGACAAGAAGGGCGGUAAUGCGCCAAAGACCCGCAUGCAGCUGGGCCGCUACCUGACCGUAAGCCGUGAUGGCAUUCUCAACUACUGGAGCGAGCGCUUCAAGCUCACCCGCACCAUCAAUUUGGACCAACUGAAGCACACCCAGCUUACUUCUCAUCCCCAGCAGAUCUGGGUGACUGACAUGAUCUGCCUCAGCAACUUGAAUCUACUGGCCCUGGCCACCACUGGACGAGACGUGGAAUUCUUUGACAUCAGCGCCAACAAAUGUGACCUUGUGUUCUCACUCACUGGCCUAGAGGGAUACGUGGCGGUCAUGGACUACUGGUCCGAUGGAACCAAAGGGGUGUUCUGCGCAGGAGAUGUGGAUGGCGCCAUCUCUGUGUUUAUCUCACACAAUGUGGUACAAAAUGGGCUUUUCAAUAGCGGUGCCAUUAAAUCUAUAAAACCAGGGGGCAGAACUCGCCUGGCUGUCCCAGCACUGUUUAAGAACACCUCCAAUUAUUACCUGUGCUUUAAAGUGACCUUGCACAACACAUGGUGCCAUCAGAUCCGCUUCCUGCCGGAGCUGAACGCUGUUGCCACCUGCUGUACGUCCGACCAAACUGCCAUGGUGCUGACCAGCAUUCCCCACUCACACAAGGCCAAAGUCAAUAACUCUGCCUUUCAGCUAAGGAAAGGGAUACUGUGUUUUGAUUACUCUGCAGAGUUUAACAUCAUAGUGACUGGAGGAUUUGACCGGAUUGUGAGGGUGUGGAAUCCCUAUGUCACCAACUGUGCCACGAGCCAGAUGAAGGGUCACUCCACUGCGGUCACUUUUAUCUCUGUCAAUGGCCAAAUCAACAAAAUCAUCAGCAUUUCCAAAGACAAGAAUGUUCGUGUGUGGGACCUGCAGGACUGUGCCUGCCUACAAAACAUCCACUCCAGGAACAUGCCCAUGGGCCGGUUCCCCAUCUACAGCAUGCAUUACAACCCGGACAAACACACGCUAGUGAUGGGCACCUUUGUGAUAGGGGUUCUUCAUGGAGUGGUUGAUGACGUGGACAGUCUUGAUAAGUUGAAGACGUCCCAUGAGAAUUCUCUAUGUACUGCGCUUUACAACUGCAACUUCAAACAGGUGGUGAGCGGGUGUCAUAAUGGUGUGGUUAGUGUGUGGGAUAUCCUGACCGGUGACAAGGUUAUGCAGUUCCAGACAUCCCCAGAAAAAGCUGUAGAGGUGACCGCCAUGUCGUUUGAUGGGCCCAAGAGACGCCUCAUCACUGGAUCUAAAGACGGAAUGAUCCGUCUGUGGAACUUCAACAACGGAGCCCUGUUGCUCACACUCCCAUUGCUGGAAGAAAAUGAGGUGACAGGGAUCCUAUACAUAAACCAAAGGAUCUAUGUGUCUGGGUGGAGCAAGAAAGUCAUGUGGUAUUUAGAUGUAAAAGAGGACAUGGAGAUGGAGUGCCGCGUGUGGAACCAGUAUCACACUGAGGACAUCUUCUCCAUGCACGCCCACGGCAACAAGAUGCUGGUCACUGCCUCCUACAGUGGUGACAUCAUCGUAUGGAACAUUGACUCGGGCCGAGCCUUCUUCCGGUUCAAUGCCUUUGAGAGCCCUCGACCACUAAUGCCAAAUCGGGUGAUUGACCUGAGCCAGAGCCUUGAGGCCUGUAAGGACUCGGAGUCCUGCUCAUCAGUACUGAGCAGGACGUCUGAUGAAGAUGAGGAUGAAACAGAAGGUCCUGAGGGCCACAAUGAGACUCAUUCCCACACCUCGUCUCCCCAGGCAAAUUGGACAAGCAGCAAACAGACUGAGGUCACACAAGAAAUCAAAGAGGAUGUGGAGAAUAACAUGUCCUCUAACUCAGCAAGACCAAAAUCAAAGGAGAAGAAAGCUAAACCUGCACCCAUCGGUGCGGAGGAGCUGGAGAGACCUCGGCUUGCUGUGGAGAAGGCUCUCUUCUUGGGCACACGUGAGAGGAGUCCUGACACUGCCAUCUUGUUGACCAGUGCUGCUGAUGGCUAUAUCUACGCCUGGUCCAUUCACCACCAGGGGGGGCUGCUGGGCAAGUUUAAAGCCGUGCACGGAGACAGCACGUCCAUCAGCUCCAUGUCCACUGAUUUGCACAACCAGAUGCUGCUUACUGGAGACAGUCAGGGAUACAUCAUGCUGUGGAACAUUGGGAAGUACUGCUACUGCAUGCAAGGAGGGCAGGAGAGCCUAUGCCAACAGCCAGGAGACAUCAACCUACCCAGUCUUAUCCCCAAGUACUGCAACCUGGAGGGGCCACGGAGGAUAGUGACACAGGAUGCCUCAAAGCAGGUGAUUGAUGGAUGGACCGUGUCCCUGGUCCCACCUCCUCUGCUGAGCUCCUGGCGCUGUCACGUGAAGAGCAUUGUCAGCCUAGAGUAUGUGGAGCGAUUCUGUCUCAUCGUCACGGCAAGCCUUGACUGUAACGUGCGUCUGUGGACCAUCGCUGGAGGCUAUGUGGGUACGUUUGGCCAGGCACCGUGGCGCGUGGGAUAUCCGAAUGCUUUCCCCUGGGAUCUGCCCCUAGAUCUGCGCAGGGUAGGGUCCUCUCAGACACUGAAGGUGCUCAACCAGGGCAGGAGACCACAUUGGAAUUGUGCCAGGCGGAUUUUGCACGCCCUCACUGUACAACGGCAGCAGGCAUCCAUGUCCAGCGCGGCAGAUAACCUGCAAGAGCUGGUGGCCACUGACCCGCGCAUCGCCAAGUACACUGACGAGCAGAUCGAACAGACCUGGGAGAAGUGGGCCAUGAAGGGCAAGCAGAAGAGCUCCAUUCUUGGCGAGACUUACAGACAGAAAAUCAGGCAUCAUUUGCCCACCUGCCCCCCUGAUCUACAAUCUUCCUUCAGUAGCCGUGAGCAGCUAAGAGUUUACAAGGCAAUGCCCUGCACAGCCCUCCUGCCCAUAAUCCAGCCUCCAGAGCCCAAUCUAAUAAAGGAACAGCUUCAGAAGACACAGGAGGGAGCAGAUAACACCAAGAACACCAGGCAGAAGAGUUUGGCCCGGCGUGCUCCUAGACGCUUUCUGGGCGCUUCCAGGGAAUUGUGCAAAAAGAUUACCAUAGUACAGUGUCUGCAAAGUAGCCAUAUAACACCAUAAAUCAUAUAACCUGUGUUUAUUGAACCUAU
Molecule: messenger RNA, 3879 nt
Organism: Alosa alosa (allis shad)
Lineage: Eukaryota; Metazoa; Chordata; Actinopteri; Clupeiformes; Clupeidae
Product: WD repeat-containing protein on Y chromosome-like
Exons: 27
Coding region: 245-3850 (1201 amino acids)
Molecular function (GO): calcium ion binding; protein binding
Source: RefSeq, a predicted model, not a curated record